UCGACCGUGAUUACGGUGUUUGCAUUAGGAUCAGAUUGUAGCGGAGAUCCUUGUAUGUAUGGGAUCUGUUUGGACAACGAGAACAGCACUUAUUCUUGUUACUGCAUCGAUGGUUACACGGGGAUUAAUUGUGAAAUUAAUUGGGACGAAUGUUGGUCAGAUCCUUGUCUUAAUGGUGGCACAUGCAACGACGGCGUUGCCGCAUAUAAUUGCACCUGUCUCGACGGUUUUGUAGGUGUGAAUUGCGAACAAAGAUAUAGCGAAUGUUCGAACCAUCCGUGCCUUAACAAUGGUACCUGCGUCGAUUAUGAUGGCAUCACUUGUCAAUGUUUGGAUGGAUACUUAGGAGAAUAUUGCGAGAUCGAUGCGUCAGUUUGCAAUGAGACAAUGUGCAAAAAUUCCGGUGAAUGCAUCGAAGGACCCGGUUUCUCAUUCUAUUGUCGUUGUCGCGAAGGAUGGACCGGUGCCAUUUGCGAGAUGGACGUUGACGAAUGUUUGGAGUCACCAUGCAGAAAUGGUGGUCUCUGCAUCAAUAUUCCCUCUUCCUACACUUGUGCUUGUUUAUUCGGUUUUACUGGCAAGGAUUGUGAUAAGGCAAUCGUGCCGUGCAAAGAGAAUCCUUGCCAAAACGGAGCAGUGUGUCUACUGGAGGACGACCGUUCAGUUUGUUACUGCGUGCCCGAUUAUCAUGGUGCAUUUUGUGAGCUAAGAUAUGACGAUUGUGAAUCGAAAUUUGCACAAUGCGACAAUGGAGGUACCUGUAUCGACGGUAUCAACAGUUUCACUUGUGCGUGUCCACCAAAUUACGGUGGUCCUAUGUGCGAAUAUAGUUUUCUUUCGACAACUACUCUAGAAAUGGAAGACACAUCUGAACAAGGAACGAGUUUAAUCAAAACUACAACUGCCAUAGUUUCACCUGAAGAAUCGACUUCGUUAGUGGACACAUCUUUAUCUUUAUCAUCUCUAUCGACUAGCUUUGCCACUUAUCCGACAUCUCCGAGAACAAGUAGUUCACCUUAUACGAAGAGAUAUACAAUUAUAGAGAAGACUACGACACCAAGGUACGAAGAUUCUAGUGUUAGCAGCGAUAACAGCGUUUUUCUUACUGAAGUUCCAUCAACGAGUUCGACUCGAGACGAUUUCGUUACGUUGGAGCCCGUAACGAUAUCGUCGAUCACUGUUACUGAAGGCUACCUCCAUGAGACUGAGACAGAAGGUACUGAAGUUUAUUUGCCAACUGGGAGAUCAGUCCACGACGGUGAAGUUACUAAGGAGCCUGGCGAUUAUGAUCAGACCACAAAGAUACCGGUUUCCAGUAGAAUAGACGAAGAUGUAACGGAGUACACGACAAGUUCUAGUUAUCGAUCUACAAUAGAUGAAGGCCAAAAGGAUAAUAGAACUAGCGCCACAAGUGCUAUUAUGGAUCAUGUUACCGAUGUAACACUUUCCAUCGAUACGACAUUCCGAUAUACGACGGAUUCCAUACAAAAUAGAACGUUUGAGCUUGGAACUACAAUCAUGGAUACACCAAGAACUGUUGUACCUUUAACUACCUCGUCGACACUGCCAUCGGUCUUAUCUUCGACCAUCAAACUUGACACUUCCACAGUACCUUCCUCGUUAACGUCUACUAGCAUAUCUUCGUUAAGCCAAACUACUGUUACUAGUAUCGAAGUUAAUACUACAGAAAUAGACGCUUGUCGCGGAAAUCAAUGUUCUACGAGUACUACCAUGAUAACUCCGCGAAAUAUUACUGAAUAUGCCGAUGGUUGCAAGACAGAUUCGACUAUUACGCAAGCGGCCUUUAACGGCAAAUCUUUCAUUAGACAACGUGUUGAAGUAAUAAUGACUGAGAAUAAGAGUGCAACGCUCCGAAUUUACGUUAAGCUUAAAACGGCAUUUAAAAAUGGAAUUAUAUUACACGUUUACUUUGACAAUGAAAGAUAUUCUUUGGUGUACUUGGAACUCGGAUCGUUGAAGUUCCAAUUUUCUUGUGGACUAGAAACUAUGUUACUUGGUGAAAUCGAUGCGAUUAUCGAUAAUGGAUACGAAGUAGACAUCGAUAUGAGCUUUCAAUAUGUUGCCAAUAAUGAAAACGAAAAAUGUUUUGCCAAAUUGCUGGUAAACGGCACUAUGGCUGUGACCGGCGAACAAAUACUGCCACAGCGAGGAAUGGUUCCAAAAUACGCUAAUUUGUACAUAGGAGGCAUUCCAUUAACGUUCUCACAUUAUUUUCCUCACGUAGCUAUGGGAUUCAUUGGUUGCAUGGGUUCUCUGAAGGUAAACGGAAUUAUACGACAUUUUAUUCAUGAUUCUAUAGAAACGUUCCAGAUUGAAGAAUGCACAUCAUUUUUAUGUUUGUCGAAUCCAUGUCAAAAUUUCGGUGCGUGUGAAGAAAGCGAGGGAAGAAUUCGUUGUAAAUGUAUAGCGGGGUAUACUGGGCCUUUGUGCGAACAUUCGGCAUGCAACGACAAUCCCUGCUCGAUGGGUGCCACAUGUGUAAGCUCGCCAGGAACUGGUUUCAUCUGCGUCUGUCCACUCGGCAGUCGCGGGCUUUUCUGCGAAGAAGAUGCCAUUCUAGUGCGGCCGGCUUUCUCGGUCCUCGUCCCUGGCUUUGCGUCGUACAUUGCUUACGGCGUGUCUACUUCGAUAAAGGAUACAAUGGAACUGAAGCUGCGACUCAUCCCGCGCACGUUUGAUCAAAUCUCUCUGAUAGCAUACUUCGGACAGAGAAGCUCGCGCCGUGAUGUUUCGGACCAUCUUUCGAUAACAUUUGUGCGCGGCUAUAUUAUGCUUACGUGGGAUUUGGGUUCCGGAGUGCGAAGAAUCUUCACUAGCGAUUCAUUGACCUCUCUGAGCGUGACAGGAUCGGCUGGUAAAAGUAAAACGUAUACUCUUCGUAUCGGAAGGAGAGGCAAGGAAGCGUGGCUUGCUGUAGAGGGUCUCAAAAACGUGACUGGUCAGGCAGUAGGAUCUAUGACUCAACUUGAUGUAUUGCCUGUUCUCUAUAUCGGUGGUUAUAAGUCCAAAAAUUUUGAAAUGUUGCCGCACGAUCUCCCUCUUCAUACCGGCUUUUCCGGAUGUAUAUUCGACAUUGAAUUGCGUACAGACACGACGAUUCUUCCACUAACUGGUUCCAGUCCUGCCACCGGCCGUGGCGUAGGUGAAUGCAAUCGUAAUGAAUGCAUUCGCCACUCUUGCAAAAACGGUGCGGUAUGUUUACAUCAUGGAGCAUCGUAUAGGUAAUAUAUAAAAAAAAUUACAAUUUCUCCUUUUAUAUAAUAGGGAAAUAUAGGAU
Molecule: messenger RNA, 3298 nt
Organism: Mycetomoellerius zeteki
Lineage: Eukaryota; Metazoa; Arthropoda; Insecta; Hymenoptera; Formicidae
Gene: eys
Product: eyes shut
Exons: 14
Coding region: 55-3246 (1063 amino acids)
Molecular function (GO): calcium ion binding
Source: RefSeq, a predicted model, not a curated record